Messenger RNA from Oncorhynchus gorbuscha (pink salmon), 2078 nucleotides. Its product is annotated as EH domain-binding protein 1-like. The record is from RefSeq and is a predicted model, not a curated record. Bases 83 to 436 code for a protein of 117 amino acids. Lineage: Eukaryota; Metazoa; Chordata; Actinopteri; Salmoniformes; Salmonidae. The transcript has 4 exons.
UGUAAUACAUUUGUUGUGGGUUGUUCCAUGUGUUUAAUUGAUCUGUUGUAUUCCAGGGAACAGUAAGGAAGAGGAGGAGGCCAUGAUGCAGGAGUGGUUCAUGUUGGUCAACAAGAAGAACGCUCUGAUCAGGAGACAGAACCAACUCUCUCUACUGGAGAAGGAGCACGAUCUGGAGCGACGCUUUGAGCUGCUCAACAGAGAGCUGAGAGCCAUGAUGGCCAUCGAGGACUGGCAGAAGACAGAGGCUCAGAAGAGAAGAGAGCAGCUGCUGCUGGAUGAACUGGUCAUACUGGUCAACAAACGAGACGCGCUGGUCAGAGACCUCGAUGCACAGGAGAAACAGGCGGAGGAGGAAGAUGAACACCUGGAAAGAACCCUAGAGCAGAACAAAGGCAAGAUGGCCAAGAAGGAAGAGAAGUGUGUCCUUCAAUGAUUGUCAUUUCAUUUCACACACACACACACACACACACAUAUAUAUAGUCUUCGUCCCAAAUGACACCCUAUAUGUCCUAUAUAUUACUUUGACCAGGGCAACAUAGUGCACUAUAUAGGGAAUAGAGUGCCUUUUGGGACACAGAUACAGACUAUAAUAUUUGUUUGAUCGAUACAAGAAUUGUAUUAUUAUUAUAUUGACUAUUAUUAUUGUAAUUAUUAAUAUACCAUUAUAUUGACAUAUUGUUUUAAUAUACCAUUUCUUGACAUUAUUAUAAUUAUAAUAAUUAUUAUAUUGACAUAUUGUUAUUAAUAUACCAUUAUAUUGACAUUAUUAUAAUUAUUAUUAUUAUUAUAUUGACUAUUUGAGAAACCUGUAUUUUAAGUUUAUUUGAACCCUGAAAUGUAAAUCAUGUUGUUGUUUUUUGGUCAAGGGCUGUGAUGGUUUUACUGCUAAACUAAAAGCAUCCUACAUGCAACCCUAUCCCAUAUAAAGGGCUUUUGACCAGAGCCCCUCACUAUAUAGGAACCAGGGAGCCAUGUGGGUGGGAGGUGUAAAGCCUCUGUAAGGAUGAGAACAUGAUGUCUUGAACCAGCUUUAUACUGACAUGGAAAUGUGUCCUGCUUAUACAACACACUAGAUUGUUUUUAUUGUGUUGUUGUUGCUUUAUCAAGCAAGGUACUUGUAUUUUAAUAUACAUAUAAAUGAUGGCAUAUUACAGCCCAGUGAAAACCUACCACGGGAGGGAUUGCAUUUCAUUCAGACACACACAGCCUUCUCUUGGCAGAAUGUUUCAAUGUUGAGGAGCUUGGAGACAGAGAUUCCUUUAUAGUGGUUCUGAGGUACAGCGCGAGUUGUUUUAUUGGGGACGUUGGUGAUGAUAGCCAAUGAUAUUAUACUGAUGUCUAUUGUUUCAGUUGGACUUUAAAAACAAACAAAAAAAAAGAGUAUAAUUCACGAUAUCAGUAUUUUCAAGCUAUGUUUAUUACUUGACUGUGUGUAAUGUUUUUAACGGUAAUAUUUCAAGAUGCAGUUCAUAAAGCGAAAAACUGUUAUGAUUUUUUUUUUUGUUCGCUUGAAUGCGGUUAACCAAACAUUUCAGAAGAAGAGCUGGCUCGGUGAUAAGGAGGGGGGUGAGGGGGAGGGGCGGAGGAAGAGUAGAGGGGUAAGGAGCAGAGCUGAGGCGGGGGUCGUGUCCAACAUUUUGUAUAUUUCAUCACCGCUCUGACAACGGCAUACAAAAAACUUUUUUUUCCUGGAUCAAUUCCGCAAGCAGUUGAAAGCAAAGAAAGCAGAAUAACUUUUAUUUAAUUGCCGUUUUUAUCACGACACAACCAUGUCAUAUUCUUGCAUUUCUUGCUUUUUAAUCAAAAGGGCGUUUUGUUUAUAUUUAUUAUACACAUACUGAAGAAGAUCAUGUGUUGCUUUUAUUUGUGCUUCGAUCUCCUGGUUCCAUCAAUAGAAAUGUAAUUAUCAGAAAGGGCAUAUAGCCCCUCAGAUCAUUCUAGUAGUUAUAUUUCUAUCGGUUCCACGACAUCCGAAUGCAGCUGCUGUCUGAAACGUGUGAACAUUUCCCUGUGUGAUUAUUUAUUCCACUGUCAUAACACAAGUCUUCAAUAAAGUCCGAAACUUUCAUACUCCA